Messenger RNA from Clonostachys byssicola, 693 nucleotides. Lineage: Eukaryota; Fungi; Ascomycota; Sordariomycetes; Hypocreales; Bionectriaceae. The record is from the annotation of a GenBank genome assembly.
AUGAUAAUCUCAUCUAAGUCCUCUGUUGGCAAAACACCCUAUGAUAAAGAGUCCGUAGAGGAGAGCCCCAAGGAAAGUUUGAGGGCCUUGAAAGUGGCUGAGGAGCACCUCACAAGUCGUACAUUCAUUGUCGGGGAGGUUCUUCGCCUAGCCGUCACGGAUUGCCACGGCCUAUCUCAUCUGUGCCGCCGUGGUUUUCCCAUCACCGGCCGACUUACAGACAUCUUUGGCCGAGGCCCUGGCCUCGUCAUAAGCAACAUUCUCUUUGCCACCGGCAACCUCAUUUGCGCCAUGGCCACAGACCAGUACACAAUGCUGCUGGGCCGCGCCCUCGCAGGUUUUGGUGGCGCGAGCUUGCGAAGCAUCCAACACUUCCUCGCCUCCGACUUAGUGCCACUACGCCAACGCAGUAUUACCCAGGGCAUUGCGAACUUGUGCUACGGCUGUGGCGCAAUGCUAGGAGGGUUAACUCGCGGUCUGAUCAACGAUAAUGCUCCCUUGGGACGGCGUCUGGCGUUUCUAGCCCAGGUGCCACAAUCGCUACUCUCCGCCGUGGCAGUGUUGUUCUUGGUCAAAGUCUCCACUAAGCAGCCUGACAUGUCAUAUCUCGCGCGUAUCGACUUCUACGGUAUCUUCAUGAGCCUUUCAUGCACCAGAAUUAUGCAUUUGGGGCUGAACUCCGGAGGUACCUAA